Messenger RNA from Carassius carassius (crucian carp), 919 nucleotides. Its product is annotated as gastrula zinc finger protein XlCGF7.1-like. The transcript has 3 exons. Lineage: Eukaryota; Metazoa; Chordata; Actinopteri; Cypriniformes; Cyprinidae. Gene Ontology annotation, cellular component: nucleus. Bases 17 to 919 code for a protein of 300 amino acids. The record is from RefSeq and is a predicted model, not a curated record. Gene Ontology annotation, biological process: regulation of transcription by RNA polymerase II. Gene Ontology annotation, molecular function: RNA polymerase II transcription regulatory region sequence-specific DNA binding; DNA-binding transcription factor activity, RNA polymerase II-specific.
AAAGAAAGUCGAAAACAUGACUGAUCCAGAUCCCUGCAGAAUAAAACAGGAAGACACUGAAGAAAAAAUAGACCUGAAAGAAGAGAACAAGGAGAUUGAAGAACUGACUGAAGUAGAAGAGAAACAUCAUGUAAAAACUGAAGAAACAUCCUCAAGUCUCUCAUUGAAAAGAAGAGAUGAAAUAUAUUUCACUUGCCCUCAGUGUGGAAAGAGUUUCUCAUGCAAGAAAAAUCUUGAUGUUCACAUAAAAUGUCAUGUUGAUGGAUUUUCAGAUAACAUGAAAGACCACCUGAAAAUUUAUACAAGGGAGAAGAAGCCUUAUGUAUGUAAUUUAUGUGGAAAUAGUUUUAGUCAGAUGAAUGCAUUUAAAAUGCACCAGAUAAGACACAGUGAUUUGAAAAAUCAUAUCUGCUCUGAGUGUGGGAAGACUUUUUUUACAUAUGGUGCAAUGAAAUUGCACCUGAUAGUUCACACUACAGAAAAACCUUACAAGUGUUCUUACUGUGAGAAGAGAUUCAAACGGUCAAUAUAUGUGAAAAGGCAUGAGAGAAUCCACACUGGAGAGAAGCCGUACACGUGUGAUCAGUGUGGGAAGAGCUUCAGACUAAAAGGAAUCCUUAACGAUCACAUGAAAAUCCACACAGGAGAGAGGUCUCACACUUGUGCUCAAUGUGGAAAAAGUUUUGCACAAAAAGGAAAUCUUAAUGAACACGUGAAAAUCCACACAGGACUGAAGCCACACACAUGCGAUCAAUGUGGGAAGAGUUUCAGACUAAAAGGAAUCCUUAAUGAUCACAUGAAUAUCCACACUGGAGAGAAGCCGCAUACAUGUGAUCAGUGCGGAAAGACUUUCACACAAAAGAAAGACGAUAUAACUCUGACCAGUGCAGUACAAAAAAUGUCAGGGCAGAUUUCCUGA